This is a messenger RNA of Ixodes scapularis (black-legged tick), 1212 nucleotides long. Its product is annotated as U-scoloptoxin(11)-Sm5a-like. The transcript is spliced from 5 exons. NCBI's taxonomy places the organism in Eukaryota, Metazoa, Arthropoda, Arachnida, Ixodida, Ixodidae. The record is from RefSeq and is a predicted model, not a curated record. Bases 92 to 751 code for a protein of 219 amino acids.
UCUCGCGUCCCUCGAACUGCUGGAAAGGUCCCUGCGCUCUCCGAGGUCUGGCCCGCUCUUCCGAAGUUCACAGCCAAGAGCCGUCGUUGAGAUGACCCGUGCUGGCUUGUCCUGCUGGUUGCUGCUCUGCGUCGUGGGCCUGGGACAGGCGAGACCGCGCUCGUCCGGCCUGACCCCGGAGCUACCGGAGUGCCUGGCGCAGAGCGUGUGCGGAUACGUGCAGCUCAACGUGGCCGGCGUGAACGCGGAACAGCUCUGCCGAUGCCCCGACGACGCCGGCUGUCCGCUGGUCUGGGAUCCGCUGGACGGACGCACCGUGUCGCACGGCAACGACCAGUACAAGUACUGCGAGCGAUCGCCACGGCUGAGCGUGUGCUCUACGGAAGAGGUGGUGUACAGCAGCUACGUGGAGAUGUCGUUCGCGACCAGCGGCAAGCUGGUCAACACGGCCCGCGUGCACUGCCUCUGCCCGCCAACGCACAUCUUCGCCCAGAACCAGACCAAGUUCCACCAGUACAACAACGGCGUCACCUCCAUGGCCGUCAGCUCACUCUGCAAGCCCCCCCCGACGUGCGAUCCCGUGGAAUCGGACGCCUGCAUGGCCAUCUCCGAGUCCUUCCUGACCGGCGCCACGUUCCUGAAACGCGACUGCGCCUGCCCCGUCGGGCGCUACUGCCCGAGCGACCUGCGGAUGGCCGCGGACCGCGUCGAGCUGCCCAAGGGCGUCUACUACCUGAUGAACUGCGCCUGAAGACCCGUUGCCAGUCGUGCCGGGCACGCCUCGUGUACGGGUCCCUCUGGCGGCCACCAAUAAAGACGGCAGCAUGCGCCGCCGGUGCACCGUGUCUCCGCACCGCGGCUGCCGUGGCCGACGGGAGACGGGCGACGUUUUUCGUGGCUGCGAUUCAUCGGGCUCGCUUUUGCUGUCUCUUGCUUUUCAGCGAGCACGCCUGAUCGCAGCUCCCGUCCCGCAGCCGGGUGGCGGUCACGUGCCAACCCUGCCCUCAACCCCGGAAAAAAACGCACGCGGCACGCGUUCAUUCCGCUUGCCGUCAGAAGAACCCGAGGAUCCAGCGAGCGGCGCGUUCCUUCUGUAUCAGAGCGAGCCGUUUCGCUCGCUCCGGUGCGGUCAAUGCAAUACAAGCGGCGCCACCACAUAAGAAACCUUUUCGCGCCUCUUUUGGUACAGUAUUAAAAAGCAUUGCUAUACUA